Messenger RNA from Nematocida parisii ERTm1, 539 nucleotides. RefSeq names its product ubiquitin-conjugating enzyme E2E 1 isoform 2. The record is from RefSeq and is a predicted model, not a curated record. The transcript has a single exon. Lineage: Eukaryota; Fungi; Microsporidia. Bases 1 to 495 code for a protein of 164 amino acids.
AUGGCAAAUAUUUGGGGGGAACAAAGGAUGAAAUAUAAAGAAAGCGGUCAGCAUAUUAAAAGAAUACUAAAUGACUUAGCAGAAAUGAACAAUGACACGAGUGCAUGCUUCAGUGCAGGACCAGCCGAUUCAGACAAUUUGCUUAUAUGGAAAGCAACGAUUUUUGGACCAGAGGGUACACCGUACGAAGGCGGUUCGUUUGAAUUUGACAUUGCAUUCCCGUUGAACUAUCCGUACGCCCCUCCAAAGGUAAGAGUGUGCACAAAGAUAUUCCACUGCAACAUAAAAGACACCCACAUAUGUUUAGAUAUUAUAGGCAAGGAGUGGUCAUCUGCUUUAACCAUAUCAAAGGUUCUGCUGUCAAUUACUUCCCUGUUAGCAGACCCAAAUCCACUGGAUCCAUUAGACACUAACAUAUCUAAGUUAUACAAUGAAAACAAGGCAGAGUAUAUGAGAAUAGCACGGGAGUGGACACAGAAGUACGCCAUGCUAUAAAAAGAUUAAAUAGACGUACAUUGAUAAUUUGUGUUUGAUAUUUU